AUGUGCCCCUCGGCCUCGUGCAGCACCUUGAUCGGCACCCCGAUGGACAUGGCGGCCAAUGGAGGAGGAGGAAGGAGAGGCGUUCCCGGCCUGCCCCGCGCGCGCGCCGCUCUGCCCCGCCGCCUCUAUGGCGCGCCGCUCUCCGCGGGAGAGGAGCGGCGCUCCCGGCCUGCCCCGCGCGCGCGACGCCCCGCCCAGGCCGGGCCCGGCCCCGCCAGCGCCAUGAAAAGCCCGGCCGAGGAGGCCGCCGCGCCGCCGCCCUCAGGUGGGUGCUCCGGGCCUGGGGCGCCCUCUUACGCGGCCGGGGGAGGAGCGGCCGAGCUCCGGAGCCCCCUGCCCUUGGCUGCCCUUGCCGACGCGGCGGCCGAGGGCGUCGGGGACGCGGUGCAGCUGAAGGUGCCGGCGCUGCAGCAGCUCUACCACUGGGACUGCGGGCUGGCCUGCUCCAGGAUGGCGCUGCGGUACCUGAACCUGCUGAAUGAUGAGGACUUCCAGAGAGCAGUCCGGGACCUCCAGUUGACCAAAAGUAUCUGGACAAUUGACUUGGCGUACCUGAUGCGUCACUUUGGGGUGAAGCAUCUGUUCUGCACCCAGACGCUGGGCGUGGACAAGGGCUACAAAAACCAGUCUUUUUAUAGAAAACACUUUGACACAGAGGAGAACCGUGUAAACCAACUAUUUGCCCAAGCAAAAGCCUGCAAGGUGCUGGUGGAAAAACGCACGGUGACCAUCAGGGACAUCCAGGAGCACCUCUCACAGGGCCACAUCGCCAUUGUGCUGGUCAAUGCCGUCUUGCUGCUGUGCGACCUCUGCUCCAGCCCAGUCAAGUACUGCUGCUUCCUGCCCAUCGGCCAGAAGUGCUUCUGCCGCAGCCCCGACUACCAGGGUCACUUCAUCGUCUUGUGUGGCUACAACAGAGCUUUGGGGUGUAUUUAUUACAACAACCCUGCCUAUGCAGACCGAACAUGCAGCACCAGCAUCCAUAACUUCGAGGAAGCCAGGACCAGUUAUGGCACAGACGAGGAUAUCCUCUUCAUUUACCAAAACAGCUGACCUUCCGGCUGGGGCUCCCAACUCACCGCCAUUGCGGCAGCCAUCUCAGGACUCGGAGACCUCCGUUCCUAGACCGCGCCAUGUUGGAAGCAAAGGAGGCAUUAGACUCGAGGAGACGGAAGGGAGGAGAAUGUAUUUUAUGCCACCUUAAAGCAAAAUACUCAUUGCAGUCACAAUGAAUAACAGAACACGUUUUCCAGUUGGGGUCUAUCUGGGGACCCCAGGUGAUUUUGCUGGGGGGGAGGAUCCCAACUCUGGCCCCAGAUUAAAACUUGGCCAGUCCCCCCUCCCUAAAGAAGACUGAAUUCUGAAACAAAAUGAGUGUGCUCUCUUCUGAUGCCGCAACCAGAUUCGGUGUGGUCGCCCAGUCCUAAGCCUGCACCCAUCUUCCCUCCCUCUGAGCCUUUCUCAGUUCGGCUCUCUUGAUCUGCUCCGGCCAGGCUGUUACCUGCUUCUUGGCCAGGCUGCUGCUGCCACCCUAGGAAAAAGCAAAUCCGUACAUUUUUGCACAUUUGAAGUUUUGAGAUGCGGAACGUCCUUUCCCAGGAAUGAAACUCAAAGGCAAUCCAGCUUCCUGAAUCCCGUAAGAGCAGCUCCUUCCUAACUAUCAUUCACCCAGUUUUUUAAUCUGCUGAUAAAAAUCAAGCCAAUAAAUUAAGUAAUAGAGGGAAGAGGCAGAAAGGAAAGGAAGGAAUCAGUGUUUUAGAAAGCAGAGUUGAAAGGGGUGGUUCCCAGAACCAACAUCCCCCUCCCUCCAGAAGCCUUAUCUCCCCCUUACAGGGACUUUUCAGGUGAGAUGGAAGUUUGGCAACGUUGGCAGAAGAUGGAAUUCCUUUUUGGAAAAGGUUUUCUCAGAGGACUUAAAUCCUUUCUUUAUGACUACAGGUUUUGGAUUGUGUGAAUCAGCACAAUCGAUCAUUUUGAAUAACGUCCAUUUAAUUGAUAUUCGGUGAUUAGAUUACUUGUGAAAGGCUGCUAGUCCAGAUUGUGCUUAAUUUCGUCUUUAAAAAGACCACAGCUACGUCGUGUUAGUUCAGCGGUCCCAGUUCGUCAGCAUUUUCCUCCUGGAGCUCAUCCGAGGCUCACCUUCACCCAGAAGCCAAUCUUGCUAGAUGCAGUCAGCUCGUCCUCCCAACUCAGCCAAGAUAAGACUGCCGUCUGAGCACCAUCAAUCCUAAGGGGCUGCACUUUUAGCCGUCCUUAACUCCUGCCACUUAAGCAAAGCUGUGGGCCUGCUUCCCACCCUUUGCCCCAAAUUAGCUGCCCAGGUAAUGGCCACUCUGGAUCUCAAGCUUGCUCUGCCAGUUUUAAAGUGGCCACAGCAAGUCCAAAUGUGAUCUGUUUUGGCCUCGAGAAGUGCCAAAAGCAUUCAGGAGAAGGGCAGGCGCCUCCUGCUGUCGGGCAGGGAACUGGCCUUGGGCUGGAAAUCCGCCAGGGAAUCCCAGCUCCUUGGUGAUGCCUGCUGGGCGGGGGAGAGCUACGCCCCUCUGGGAGGCCCAGGUUUCUACCUCAACGCACCAUAUUUGCCCUCAGAUGAGGGCGACGGGUGGCUUCCCUGAUGGCUUGAAAUAACUGUGCUGUAUGCUCUGCGGUCAAAUUCUUGUAAGUGGCUAUUAAUGGCAGAGAAUUCUGGGUAGCCUCUUUGAAGUUAUCCAAGCGAAGCUUCUAGCACAAAGAAAGGGAGUUGGGUGAGACGACGAUGGAAGUGGGUAAGACAAGUGACGGGGCCUCUGCGGCUCCCAUCCAGAUCGUGUCCCUUUGGACUUUCUGCAGUUCUUCCACAGGGAGGAGUCCAGCUUUCAAAACCUUUAGUAUUGUUGAGGCUUCAGUGCUAUUUCCGUCUUGCCUGCUUGUAGCAUUGAUUUUGUUCAUAAAUAGUAAAGACUUAACAUGCUGCUUAAUCUUCUAGUCUCCAGUUUAAGGGUGCUGCUUUUCAGGGGCUCCCUCUGGACCGAGCCGAGCUGAAGCACAGCAGCUGCUUCCAUUAAAAAAACUCCUUAGCAAGGGUGAGGAUGCAGCUCCACUGGCCAGAAGGAUUGCUUGGUUACAAGACGCCACUUUCACAAAGAGAACAUUCACACGGCUGAGGUUGGCCGCCUGUCUUGGCAUCCUCCAGUUACGGGAUGAUGCGCCAUCUGCCUUCGAGGCCAGUGGGGGAGGCUCUCCAAUCUUGGUGCAGAACCUGCAAAGGGAAAAGGAGAGGCUCCGAGUUCUGCCUUGCCGUCCGAGAGGGCAGAGCUGCUCCUGGCUGAGCUGCUGGUGCAAGAGAAGGGGCAGGGGGCUGUCUUGGGAGGGGGACGGAGGCAUUGGGGAAGUUGAAAGAAGGCCUGCCUGGGCCCUGCACGCUUUCUCUUUAUUUGGGUGCUCUGAACAAGUAAAUGUUUAUGCAAACUUCACAAUCACAUGACAGUAAAAGGGAAGAAAAUCUGCAAAAUAAGUUUUAUACACAAAAGUAUAUUUGUUUGUAAACCAUUCAAUAAAGCCUGCUUUCUUGAG
This is a messenger RNA of Pantherophis guttatus, 3549 nucleotides long. RefSeq names its product guanylyl cyclase domain containing 1 (gene GUCD1). The record is from RefSeq and is a predicted model, not a curated record. NCBI's taxonomy places the organism in Eukaryota, Metazoa, Chordata, Lepidosauria, Squamata, Colubridae.